AUGGAAAACGAACUUGAGCAUCUGAACUGGAACAUCAAGCAUGCCUUGUCGCAGCUUGAAGGUCCCUUGUCGGAGGAGCUCAAUGCCUGUCUUGAAGUGUCACCAACGUCGCUGAACUCGUCUCCUUUAGUUUACCAGAAGCUUUUGGAGACAGUGCAGGUGCUGGACAAGCUUCUCGUCACCCUAACCCCCCCGAAUAUGACUCUGAUGGAUGGCAUCUUCGCAUUUACCAACAGCAAGGUCCUGCUGUCUGCGACCGAAUAUGCAUUGGCAGAUCACGUCCAGAAGCUACAACCCUGCAGCAUUUCGGAGCUCGCUCAAGCCUCCGGGUUGCAUGAACAAGGUCUCUCGCAGAUAGUUCGGUAUCUUCGUGAGAUGGGGUACUUUUCACAAGACCCCGAAACCGGCCGGCUGUCGAACAAUCGCCUCUCCGACCUCCUUCGCAAAGAUCACUGGACCGGCUGGAUCAAUUGGGUUGAUUUUUUCCCUCGCGAAUACUACGAUCUUCUCUCCCGUCUCCCUGACCAGUUGAGAAGCGAUCAGCCAAAGACCGCCACAGAGCUCUUUUACAACACCGACAAGCCCAUUUACCAGUAUCUAGCCGAAACAGGUCGGGCUGCUGGCUUCCACAAAGUCACCGGUACAGGCAGCGUUGUUGAGGCCCCUGGGUUGCUAGCCGACUAUCCAUGGGACGAAGUGAAAUCGGAGACGGUGGUCGACAUCGGGGCCGGAGCAGGAGACUUUAUUCGGUCCUACUUGGAGAAGUAUCCCGACGCCACGGCCGCUGCAUUCGAGCUUCCUUCAACUGCCGAAAUCCUCAGGCAGAGGUUUCCCGCUGAUGACCCUCUGACCGGUAGAAUCGUCUCGAUCACCGGGGGAGACUUCUUUCAGGACCCCCUUCCCAAAUCAUCCGUCUACCUUCUCCGAUGGAUUUUGCAUAAUUGGGGCGAUGAGGAUUGUGUCAAGCUGCUUCGGCGGCUCCGCGAGACUAUCGUCAUCAAGUCAGGAGUCAGUCGCGUCUUGAUUGUGGAGUCGGUUUUGUUCGAUGGCCGCUUGGGACGGGGGGCUCGGUACGCCGAUAUCCGCAUGUUGGUGAGAUGCCGAAACAAGGAGCGCACGCUGGAGGAAUACCGAAGACUGGCGGAGGAGGCUGGGUGGCAGUUGAACCGGGUGAUCACGCCCCGCGGGUGUCUCACUCAAGUCAUGGAGCUGCGCCCUACAGUCUCUAUAAUGAUGGAGAGAAACUGGAGUCUGGGAGAAUCGUGUAUGGGCAUUAUCGCGUUCCUGGCCUUGAGCAUUCAUCUUGACCGCCAGCUGCAAGGGAAUUGGAACCGGUUUGAUACGGCUAUUGACGCUGUUCACUCACCCUCGUCUAAAUAA
Molecule: messenger RNA, 1380 nt
Organism: Aspergillus terreus NIH2624
Lineage: Eukaryota; Fungi; Ascomycota; Eurotiomycetes; Eurotiales; Aspergillaceae
Gene: hasC
Product: O-methyltransferase hasC
Exons: 5
Coding region: 1-1380 (459 amino acids)
Molecular function (GO): O-methyltransferase activity
Source: RefSeq, a predicted model, not a curated record